Messenger RNA from Caenorhabditis briggsae, 741 nucleotides. It is a transcript of the gene Cbr-pas-1, whose product is annotated as Protein CBR-PAS-1. The coding region runs from base 1 to 741 and encodes 246 amino acids. The transcript is spliced from 3 exons. Gene Ontology annotation, biological process: ubiquitin-dependent protein catabolic process. The record is from RefSeq and is a predicted model, not a curated record. Gene Ontology annotation, cellular component: proteasome core complex; nucleus; cytosol. Lineage: Eukaryota; Metazoa; Nematoda; Chromadorea; Rhabditida; Rhabditidae.
AUGUCCCGUGGAAGCAGCGCCGGAUUCGAUCGUCACAUCACCAUCUUCUCCCCGGAAGGACGUGUCUAUCAGGUCGAGUAUGCUUUCAAAGCAAUCAACUCCACUAAUCUCACCGCUGUUGCUGUCAAGGGCGUUGACACCGCCGUCAUUGCCAUCCAGAAGCGUGUCCCAGACAGUCUCAUUGUCGCCGACACUGUCACUUCGGUUUACCAAAUCUCUCAAUCUGUCGGAUGCUGUGCCAUCGGAAUGAUUCCAGACGCCAAGUUCCAGGUCAAGCGUGCGCAAGGAGAAGCCGCCAGCUGGAAGUACAAAAAUGGUUAUGAUAUGCCAUGCGAGCUUCUCGCCAAGAAGAUGGCCGAUCUAAACCAGUACUACACCCAAAACGCCGAGAUGCGUAGUUUGGGAUGCGCUCUUCUGUUCAUCUCCUAUGACGACGAGAAGGGCCCAGAAGUUUAUCGUGUUGACCCAGCUGGCUAUUACCGUGGAAUGAAAGGAGUGUCAGUGGGAGUCAAACAAGUUCCAGCCACCUCGUUCCUCGAGAAGAAAAUCAAGAAGAAGCCAGAGAUGAAUUCCACGGAGACCAUUGAGCUUGCGAUCGAGGCUCUUCAGAACUCCCUUGGUAUAGAUGUCCGAUCCAAAGAUCUCGAAGUCGUUGUCGUCACCAAGGAUAACACAAAAUUCACAAAAUUGACCAACGAUCAAGUGGAGCACCAUCUCAACCAGAUCGCCAACAGAGACUAA